UUUGGCAUGAAGCUUAAGGUAGAUAUAAAAUUGACCAGGCAGUGCUAGUCUUGUCUGGUCACACACAGUGUAGGGAAACUAUUCCAAGUUCACAUGUAGGCGGGAGCUCAGUUCCAGCCGCCUACAGUAGAUUGACCCCUGACUUGGUAACAUACUGGGGCUGUGAGACGAUAUAUACUCAAGCCAGAGCCCAUCCAUUUGAUAGCAAAUUAAGCAAAUAGAUCCCAUGGCCAACGAGCAGUUAGUGCAGCAGCAGCAGCAGGGCCAGGGCGAUGAAGACGACGACUCAAAGCUGUAUGAGUUCAAGGAGCAGCUCCUGCUGCUAUCGACUUUGGUGGCUACGGUGACAUACGUCGCCGGGCUCAACCUGCCCGGGGGAUCCUGGGAGCAGGAUGACCCGGGAGGGCACAUGGCCGGGGAUUCGAUCCUAAUGGCUACCCACUACCGCCGGUACCUUGCCUUCUACUACUGCAACGCCACAGCACUCGCCGCGUCGCUCGUGGUCUCCCUCAUCCUUGUCAUCCUGCCGAAGAAUAGCACACCCUGGACCGUGGUGCUGCAGAUGGUCAUGGUGCUUGACCUACUAGGCCUCAUGGGCGCCUACGGUGCUGGGAGCUGCCGGGAUGCAUUUACAACCAUCUACGCGGUGGCCGCCUUCUCCUUUUCGGUAUUGGUCAUCAUCUCUGUUUUUCUUUCCUUUUUGGCCAAGGCCAAUAGGGAUGAUGCUAUCAGCUCCGACGCCAUACCAAUCACCACCAAUGGUGAUGAUAAUAAGGUCCACCCCAAGUCCCUCUGUAACCUCAUGAAGAUCGGCAUAGUGAAGUUAUUCGAAAAGGGGGGUAAGAACCGGGGUGAGAAGGAGAUGGUCGAUGUGUUGAUGUUACUAGCAACCUUUGCAGUCACAAUCACAUACGUUGCCGGGCUGAGCCCACCUGGUGGGUUCUGGACCAGUACUCAGGACGGCCAUCAUUUGAGCGACCCGGUGUUACAAGCCCGUGACCGGUACCGUGUCUUCUUCAUUUGCAACACCACUUCAUUCGCCGUGUCCCUGCUCAUCAUUGUGUUGCUCCUGGAGAAGAAGCUGCUUGGGAAGACGAAGUUGAGGCUUGUGGUGCUCUGCGGGUUGAUCGUCGUCGCCCUGUUGGGCCUCAUGGGGGCCUAUGCUGCUGGGAGCUGCAGAGAGGCUACCAAAACUGUCUUGGUCCUUACUGUUCCUGUCUGCGUAUGCCUCCUGCUGGUGCUUGUUUUCAUUUGGGGAUCACUGGCGGACCGGCUUGAUUCUGUCUUAACACGGUUCAAGGAACUGGUCAAGAUUCCUUCAGGUACAUGUACAGGCACAAAUGUUGACCUACAUGAACAGAAUACUCGCGAUCUUGUUAUGCUCCUUGCUACUCUUGUGGUGACCAUCACUUACCAAGCAGGACUAGAUCCACCUGGCGGCCUUUGGCCUGAUGACCGAGAUGGUCAUAAGAUCGGUCAUCCGGUGCUACAAACGACACAUCCUACUAGGUACAGAGUGUUCUUCUAUAGCAACUCGGCAGCUUUCGUCACAUCCUUGGUCGUCAUCAUGAUGCUCCAGAGCAAGUUUCUCCUCAACCGGCACACACUAGAAGCAACCCUAGUGCUGGACCUAUUUGGCCUCAUCACUGCCUAUGGUGCGGGCAGCACUAGGGAUGUAAACCAAUCCAUAUACAUCGUCGCCUUGGCGGGAAUCAUCCUAGUCUACGUCAUCGUCCAUAUCACCAUUAGAGAUCAUGACCCUGAGCCAGUGGGUGAUCAUGCAGUAAAGCAUCUCGAUGACAAGCGCAAGGUACUGUUGCUGGUCGCUAUCUUGGCCGCCACCCUCACAUACCAAGCUGGCCUCACCCCACCAGGUGGCUUCUGGUUAGCACAUGACCGAGAGCUCGGUCACCGUGCGGGUUUCCCAAUCCUCCUUGACAAUUACACUCGCCGUUACAACACAUUCUUCUACUGCAAUGCAGCAAGCUUCAUGGCGUCUGUAACCCUCAUCCUUCUUCUUGUCAAUCCGAAGCUAUACAGGCCAGGCAUACGCUGCCGUGCGCUCUAUGUGUGCAUGCUGGUGGGCAUGUUUGGCCUCAUGGGUGCCUACGCUGCUGGAAGCUCCCGGAAUCUCAAGACCUCCAUCUAUGUAUUGACCUUGGUUUGUGCAGUGCUAGUCUUCAUAGCCUCUCUGCUAGCCAUUUUCUGGUUGGUGCCUUAUCUCAAAUCCCGAGAAGGUAGAGUUUUCUGCUUCGUCCGUUUUGGCAAAUCUCAAAAAGGUACAGAUGGGCAAGUUGAAGCAGGUCAUAGCAGCAGCAAAUCCCAUGAAGGUACAAACGGGCAAGUUGAAGCAGGUCAUAGCAGCAGCAAAUCCCAUGAAGGUACAGAUGGGCAAGUUGAAGCAGGUCCUAGCACCAACAAAUCCCAUGAAGGUACAGAUGGGAAAGUUGAAGCAGGUCAUAGCAGCGAAAACAAAAAGAAAGAAAAACUUCAAUACUUGAUGCUGCUAGGGAUCCUGGCCGCAAGUAUGACAUACCAGACUGGCCUCAAACCACCGGGUGGCCUAUGGCAGGACAGCAAUGAUGGGCACUAUGCUGGCAACCCCAUUCUCCGUGACAUCAACAAGGAACGGUACAAUGCUUUCUUCUACAGCAACUCCGCUUCCUUCAUGGCCUCAAUUGUGGUUGUCGUCAUGCUCCUUCCACUGACGUUGUUGCCCGAGAAAUACACAAUCAAGUCAUCCGAGGAAGACACAAAGCUGUCCAAGAAAGACACAAAGUCACCCAACGAAGACACCAAGUUGCUCGACAAAGUCAGGAAGUUGCCCAAGGAAGACACGAAAUUGCCCAACGAAGACCCAAAGUUGGCCCAGGAAGACCCGAAGUCGUCCAACAAAGACCUGAAGUCACCCAAUGAAGACAUGAAGCCACCCGAUGGAGACCUGCAGUCGCCCGAAAAAGACACAUGGCCACUCUGGCCGAUGCAUACAGCCAUCUUGCUGGACAUGAUGGGCCUCCUGGUGGCGUACGCAGCAGGCAGUACUAGGAAAUGGGAAACAUCCAGAAACGUCAUGGUCCUCAUCGUCCCUGUGUUGGCCUACAUUGGGCUCUACGCAGCGCUGUCAGUCUUCUGCCAUAGAAAGAAAAAGACCGAAAAAUCUGCGGUGCAGCCGCAGAAUCAUUGCAAGAUGUGCGGGAGGAACUGCAGGUGUGUAAAUUUGUAACCGAGUUAGGCUCGACUGCAAGCAUCCUGUGAACAUUCCAGAUAUUGAGUUGAUUAUUCAUA
Triticum dicoccoides is the source of this 3285-nucleotide messenger RNA. RefSeq lists its product as uncharacterized. Gene Ontology annotation, cellular component: membrane. The transcript is spliced from 2 exons. Bases 227 to 3223 code for a protein of 998 amino acids. Lineage: Eukaryota; Viridiplantae; Streptophyta; Magnoliopsida; Poales; Poaceae. The record is from RefSeq and is a predicted model, not a curated record.